GCAAACGUCACACACCAGUGACAGGCAGCGAUUGAAUGAAAACAAAUUCGUUCGCAUAACUCUCCGACUGGGAGCAAACAGUUUCGGCAGUGCAAGCUCUCGCGCAAAAUUAGACCGUCGCAGAAAAUCUACAGAGCUGAGGCAGCAACUUACUGUUGGCUAGUGCGUGUGUUUGUCUCUGUGUUGUUUUGGUGUGAUUAAUUAAAGCGAAAAAAUGUCCUCAUUUGCUGCACUCCGAUUCGCUCCCCGGUUGCUCACCGGCAAUGCCUCCCAUCGGUUGGUGGCGGCGGCCACGCAGCGGAAUUCCUACUUUACCUACUCGAACCAAAUUUCGCAGCCGCUCGAGCGUGAGCCCAAGUACACCACGGCGGAGGAAGCCGUCAAAGUUAUCAAAUCAGGGGACAUUGUGUUCGCGCAGGGUGCAGCGGCCACCCCGGUCCAUCUGCUCGAUGCGAUGACCAAGCACGGCAUGGAGAACAAUCUGCGCGACAUCACCGUGACGCACAUGCACACCGAAGGGCCGGCUUCGUACUGCAAACCCGAGUGCAAGGACGUGUUCCGCUCGAAGUCACUGUUCAUGGGCGGCAACGUGCGGGCAGCCGUGGCCGAUGGUCGCGGUGAUGCGGUCCCGAUCUUCCUGCACGAAAUUCCGCUGCUGUUCCGGCGCAAGCUCAUCCAGCCGGAUGUGGCAAUCGUGUCGGUGUCGCCCCCGGACAACCACGGCUACUGCACGCUCGGCACCAGCGUGGACUGUGUGCGUGCGGCGCUGGAAAACUCGAAAGUCAUCAUCGCCCAGGUGAACAAGCAGAUGCCGCGCACGUUCGGUGACGGUAUCAUUCACCAGUCGCAUUUCGAUUACGCAGUCAAUGUGGAUAUCCCGCUUCCCGAGCACGGUGGGCACGCAAUGUCGGAUGUCGAGACCAAAAUCGGCCAACUGAUCGCGGAGAAUCUGGUCGAGGAUGGUGCCACGCUGCAGAUGGGCAUCGGCAACAUUCCGGACGCAGUACUGAACGCACUGCACAACCACAAGGAUCUGGGUAUCCAUUCAGAGAUGUUUGCCGGCGGUGUGGUCGACCUGGUGCGCAAAGGUUGCGUCACCAACGACAAGAAAACGUUCCAUCGGGGUCGUAUCGUCGGUUCGUUCCUGAUCGGCACCAAGAAGCUGUACGACUUCGUGGACAAUAAUCCGUUCAUUGAAAUGUUGGAGAUCAACUACGUCAACAAUGUUGGCAUUAUCUCGCGCAACCCCAAGAUGACGGCCAUCAACUCGGCCAUCGAGGUCGAUCUCACCGGGCAGGUGUGUGCGGAUUCGAUCGGCACGCGCAUGUACUCCGGCUUCGGCGGACAGGUAGACUUUAUCCGCGGUGCGGCCGAAGGAUUCGAUGGCAAGGGCAAACCAAUCAUUGCGCUACCGUCCGUCACGAACAAGGGCCAGAGUAAAAUUUCGCCCAUUCUCAAACCUGGUGCCGGUGUGGUAACCUCCCGAGCUCAUGUCCAUUACGUCGUCACUGAGUACGGCAUUGCUAACCUGUUCGGGCGCAGCUUGCGCCAACGUGCUUACGCAUUGAUUCAGAUUGCGCAUCCCGACCAUCGCGAGGCGCUCGAGAAGGCUGCCUUCGAGCGUCUGAAAACGAUGCCAACGCCGAAUUAAGAACGUCGUUGUCGUAUCACAAACGCCCAAAUACACAGCGACUACAAAAACGCGCAGGCCUUCCGAACGCAAGCAACAACAACAGCAACAACAAGAGAACAAAACAAGACGAACAAAUUCAAAGCACAUGCCAUUUCGUCGCCAUGGGAACACGUAACAUGAUCGGUCGUUCAAAAGCAAUGGAUUCGUUGAAUUCAAACAAACACAAAUCGACUCAAGCCCGUGGUUUCGUGCGAGAUUAAUGUCGUGUUCGACACGUUUACAAAGCAAGAUAUAAAAAAAAAAAACAAACAACGAUCCUUUAUUCGGGGUUUGGAUCUAGAAUUCACCCGAUUGAUAAUUCCUGCUGGAUAUGAAUUGUGUUUUAACGUGUUUUUGUUGUUUUUUUUUGUAAUAAUAUGUUUAAUCAUUCGUGCGUAACGCUCCGUGAUGUUUUUUCGGCAUUCUAGCAUUUUGGAGCCAAUGAGGUUGUAAAUUUCGUUGGACAAACCAAAACUCCAGAGAUAGAAGAAAAACAAAAUAACUCCUUUUCGCAACGCUAAGCAAAAUCACCAAAUAAAAGCAAUUUAAUUUAAAAACAUUACUGUAAAACGAAACCUAAUUGGCGAUAAACGGGAAUGGUGGGGGACGAUCGUGCAGCCAAAUGCUUCAGUUGUAUUACAAAUUGUUUACACACCGCAAUGCCUGGGAUAAAACAUAGAAAGCAAAACUGCCAACAGCAAAACUUUACAGACCACACAUGUCACACAUGAUCUUUCAUAGACUAAAUAGAUGAAAUGGUAAUAGAAGUUAUAAAACUCACUUUCACUUAUUGCUUUUUUAUCAAAUUGGUCUGCGCAGUGAGUUUGCGCGCAGCGUGUAGCAUUAGCGUUCUAGAAAGCAAUUCACUAUUGUUCUAGUAGGCUCUGGAGAAUCCGACAAUUCGAAGUUCAAUGCAAACAAGUGUGUGUUUGCUUAGUAGAGAGCAAGGGUAGAUUGUUAGAAACAGCAACAAACUAAUAUUAGCAUCAAACGAACUAUCUCACACCAUGGCACCUCCAGUGCUUUAUAGCCUACAAAACCGAAGCGAGAAGGGGCAGGACGAAAGACGAAUGGCAUUUUUUACAAAACCACGCAAGCGGGAAUCACAAUCACGCAUUGAAGUUAAUCAUCUUUAGAUCAACAAAAGAGCGUUACUCUUAAAUGUAAACAAAUCACAAAAAACGAGUUACUCGAAACCUCAAAAUCAGCUUUGAAAAUAAAAAGUUAUCCUAGUAAUACGAAA
Anopheles arabiensis is the source of this 2915-nucleotide messenger RNA. Its product is annotated as 4-hydroxybutyrate coenzyme A transferase. The coding region runs from base 215 to 1651 and encodes 478 amino acids. Gene Ontology annotation, biological process: acetate metabolic process. Gene Ontology annotation, cellular component: mitochondrion. The record is from RefSeq and is a predicted model, not a curated record. The transcript has 4 exons. Gene Ontology annotation, molecular function: acetate CoA-transferase activity. NCBI's taxonomy places the organism in Eukaryota, Metazoa, Arthropoda, Insecta, Diptera, Culicidae.